This is a messenger RNA of Patiria miniata (bat star), 3819 nucleotides long. RefSeq lists its product as uncharacterized. The coding region runs from base 87 to 3689 and encodes 1200 amino acids. The transcript is spliced from 2 exons. NCBI's taxonomy places the organism in Eukaryota, Metazoa, Echinodermata, Asteroidea, Valvatida, Asterinidae. The record is from RefSeq and is a predicted model, not a curated record.
AUGGGUUCUUUUUAAUGUUGUAAAAUAGCGCAACCCUGUUUGGUAUUGUCAGUUAACUCAAUUGAUCCACACUGGCCUCAGUAAAUAUGAAUAAUACAAACUGUUUGAUGUGCAAAUCCCCUUUUUUAAAAGAGGAAAUUAACAGUAGCAGUGAUUAUAAGGGCAGUUGCAUGUACAGCUUGAACGAUUGUGGCUUAUCUCCAGAGCAGUUUGAGGGUCAGGAUGGAUUUCUUUGUCAAUCAUGUAGAUCAAAGCAGAUACAAGAUAAGAGACUCGCAAAAAUGAGACCAGCCUGUAGCCAUUUGGAACAUCCAGUAUGUUUGAAGUGCAAAUCCCGUUUUAAAAAGCAAAAGAAAGGAUAUAAAAGACGCAGCUUGAAGUGUUUGAAGAUAUCCCCAGAGCAGUUUGGAGGGCAGGAUGGGUAUCUUUGUUUCACAUGUGUACAAGUACAUGUAAAUAAAAUGAGGCCGCCAAGAACAACAGGCCCUCCAAAAGAACACGUACAUGUACCGGUACAGUGGUCUUCCAAGAGAUCACUCUCUCAAGUUAAGGAAAGGCCAGCAAAGAAAAAAAAGCGAGAACAGACAACAGACCUUAAAAGGUUAAAAAUCGUGGUUUUAAGAUCUAUCCGCAAAAGCCAUUAUGAUCCCAUUUUUAGAGCGCUCCUGAAAAUCAAAUCGGCUAAAAAAGCUUGUCAUCGGGUUUUGAAUACAGAGGUCCGAAAGGAAAUCAAAGCCUACCCCCGAACCCACUUGGCACAGACUGUGACUGCUAAGCAUGUUGCCGAUUUCAGUUGGGACGAAGUUGUUGAUGAAGCUUCUUCCCACAUGCCGAUUCUUGUUAAUGUCCUGAAAGCUGCCCUCCCAGAUCCAUCCAACCAUACAACCACAGGGACAUUCUGCGGUCAUCUGUGCAGAUCAAUGCAACAGGCGUAUUGUUUUCGUAACCAGCGCCUUGGGUUCAUAUUGUCGUUGAUUUUGUAUUCACUUAAGCCACGGGCGUACAGUUUCAUUCAAGGAUGUGUUUCUCUGCAACUUUGGAAGCUGGGAUGCAGCCAAAAGCUUAACGAAUGUUUGCAUGUUCUUGGUGUCUGCAAAGGACUUCAUGGGACUGCAACCGCAGCAAUUCACAUACAGAAAGACCCCACCGAAACACAAAAGCAAUGGCAGCGUGCACUGAGCAAGCAACUCAAGUCAAGUGCCGCAGAUGAUGAGCAUAGUGAGACCCGUGAGCCAUCCCCUUGUAGUCAAGUACAGACGGGUGUUCUGAAAUCGCCUGUUGUAGAUGACAUGGAUGCUGAUGUUUUUUCUGAUAUGACUGUAUCUGUUGACAGCAUCUCUGAUAGUGAUGCUGGGUCAUCUUCUGAGGGGCAGGAGAUUCCUGUAGCUGUGGAUGAUAGGAAAACCCACAAGCCGGCCCCUUGUAAUGAAGUGCAGGCAGGUGUUUUGAAUUCACCUGAAACAGAUGAUGUGGCUGAUGAUGCUGCUUCUGAGAUGAGUGUAUCGGCUGACGACAACUCUGAUAAUGACGCCGUGUCCUCGCCUGUUGCAGAAUCUGCUUCAAUUGUGGCAAACGUGGCUGAUUUGCCAAGUUCAUCGGGCCGUAAACAUGAUUCAAGCAUUGAGGCCACAUCACAUCACAGAAAAGAUCAGGCAUCUAAAGUAAAGCACAUGCCUCAAUUACAGUUACCACAUAGACCUGAUCCUGGGUAUACCAUAGUGUGUGACAAUGUUUUGAUGCAGUCAGCUAAACGUUCCAACGAGUUAAAGUUGCAGGCCGCAAUCUUUGCUGUAAGGAAUAGAGUUGGAUUUGACCAACAAAUGGCUUACACUAUGAAACAUGCUGAAGACAUCCCCCUCUCAUGUUUUCUUCCGACUUUUUCCGACUGGAGAAAUUUGAAGCAGAGGAUGUGCCAAAUUUUGCAGCACAUUUUGAAAGAUCAUUUGCCGUUUUUGAAGGGAGUGACAUGUUCUGCCCCUAAGCGGCACCUGCACAGUGAUGCUUUGAGUAAGAAAAGUGAAAUUGUCAGCUUAGGCGUGAUAGAUGAAAACCCCUUCAGCACACAAGGCUCAGUCUGUAUGCUUGAGUCACUUCAUCGGUUUGUGCCGUCAUAUGGAGAGGACUUGUACCCAACUGCAUGUUUUGGAGAUGGGCUGUCUGUAGCGCAAAUGACCGAUGCCAAACAAACGAGAGUUAGUGGAGCUUCUGCAGCGGAUAGGUUGGAGGGACUAGUGCAGUGCCCACAAGACUUUCAUCGAAGAGGUGUUUUGCUCCAAGACACAAUGGAUAGAUUCUUCAAAGAGGAAAGUGCAACAGACAGGGGAACACUCUUUCAGUUGAAACAGGAGUUUGGUCAUCAGUCAGUCAAAAGGAACGUCAUGGAAAACUUCAAUCAUGUGGAAGAUCUUAUUCAGUUCUGCACACGUGCAUUCAGCAUAAUGCUAGCACUCAAGCUUAUCCAAGAAGAAGAUAUCCCUGAACCUUUUCCAUCCUCAGGAGCUGCCUCUCAUCAGAAGGUAUGGCUCACGAAAUUCAUCUGGAAAAUCGUAGAUUUUGUUUGGCCUGAUAUCCCAAGUGAAGACAUGAACAAAGCAUGUGAGCAACAAGGAGCAGGCGCCACACUUGGUUUUAAUGGCCAUAAUGGUGAUGUGGAAAAUGCCAUCAAUGAUGAUGCCUGUAAGUGUGGUGAAUCAACAGGAGAAGGAAUGAUCAGAUGUUCCAACAGGGAAUGUGGUUGGUUUCACUACUCUUGUGCAAAUGUUGAUGGUCCCGUGGAAGGUGAUUGGUGGUGUUCAGCAGAGUGCCAGGCUUCCAAGUCCUCCGUAUAUUGUAAAUGCCAUAAAAAGACAGAAAAGGAAGAGGUUAUGAUCCAGUGUGAGUUGCAAAGACAUUGUUCUUUCAACGAAUGGUAUCAUCUUGAGUGCGUAGGACUAGGAGGGGCUGAAGAUUUCCCAGAUGAGUGGUAUUGUUCUCCUGAAUGUGAACAACGAGGUUUAGACAAAUCAGCAAGUGACGGGGUCCAGGAAUAUUCCAGAGCCUUGUUAUUUGAAGGUCUUUGCCAUCUAGCCUUCCGUGAUGCAGUAUGGGAGGGUGAUGGACCAGCCAUCCUCAGCCACUGGAGGAUCAACACCCUACAGUUUUGGAAUAACAGUCAUCUCAAAUACUUUAACUUGGCACACAACAUGCUGGCAGGAGUCAAUGGAUUUUAUCCUGCCCGAGUUGCACAUGACAUGACCUGGAACAGAGUGGCUAAUUUAACAGGUCAGGCAGAUCACAACAUUGGUCUGGAUCUGGUGAAAGAAAUUCCAACUGAAGACUACCAGGAAAUGUUGUCUCAAGUGCAAGGUGUGAAUCCAAAGCACCAGGGGGAACAUUCCAGCAAACUGAGUGAGACGUUGUGUCGUGAUCUAGAUGACAUCUUUUUGCAGUCUCGUUUUGGAAUCCAGAAGCAGCGAUCUGAGCAGGCACGACAGAAAUUUGAUCAGGACGUCCAGUGUUUUGCAGCUUCCUAUACGGAUGAUGGCCUCUUUGAUUUUGUUCCAGGCAGACAUCACAAGUGCUUUCCAUUUUUCAAGCACUCAUUAGAUGUGAAAUCCCCACACAUAAUGGGUAAAAAGCUCCUGCAACUCAGUAAACUCAUGGACAUGGGCAGGGAAUCUGUACAGUCAUGGUCUGCUGCACAUACAUGAUGAUGUAAUCAAGACAGUUUGGCUAAAGUCUCAAACUACUUUUCAAGUUUGUGACUAAUAAGCAAGUUGGUUUUUGUUUGGUUUGUCUUUAAGUUUAUGUAAUGUAGUAUUGAAAAACAGUUAAGAAAAC